CCUGUAGGAAUCCACCUUUCAGCCAAUGACCGAUGAGGAUACUUUUUCAAACCGGCCAAUCAGAAGGCUCGUUGGUGAGAGGUCACUGGAGAGAGUGAAUGGUGGCGGUUUGAAACGGAGACAGGGAAGAGUGGCCGGGAAAAAUAAAGAAAGAACACGAUGACUGGCUCCAACGAAUUUAAGCUAAAUCAAGCCCCUGAGGAUGGAAUAUCAGCGGUCAAGUUCAGCCCAAACACUUCCCAGUUCUUACUGGUUUCCUCCUGGGACUCUUCUGUCCGCCUCUAUGAUGUUCCUGCAAACACCAUGAGGCUGAAGUACCAGCAUGCUGGUCCCGUCCUGGACUGUGCUUUUUAUGAUCCUACACAUGUGUGGAGUGGAGGAUUGGAUCGUCAGCUAAAAAUGCAUGACUUAAAUACAGAUGGAGAUACGAUGGUUGGGAGCCAUGAGGCUGCCAUCCGAUGUGUAGAAUUCUGCCCCGAGGUGAAUGUUAUGGUGACGGGUAGUUGGGACCAGACGGUGAAGUUAUGGGAUCCGCGGACGCCUUGUAAUGCUGGAACGUUUUCCCAGCCUGAUAAGGUGUACACGCUGUCUGUGUCUGGAGACAGGCUGAUUGUGGGUACUGCUGGUCGAAGAGUGUUGGUAUGGGAUCUCCGGAACAUGGGCUAUGUGCAACAGAGACGGGAAUCCAGUCUGAAGUACCAGACCCGAUGUAUCCGUGCAUUCCCCAACAAGCAGGGUUACGUGUUAAGCUCUAUUGAAGGAAGAGUUGCUGUUGAGUAUUUGGAUCCAAGCUUGGAGGUCCAGAAGAAGAAAUAUGCCUUUAAGUGUCACCGGCUGAAGGAGAACAACAUUGAGCAGAUCUAUCCUGUGAACGCAGUGUCCUUCCACAGUUUACACAACACCUUUGCCACAGGUGGCUCAGAUGGUUUUGUUAAUAUUUGGGAUCCUUUCAACAAAAAGCGUCUGUGCCAGUUCCACCGCUACCCUACAAGUAUUGCGUCCCUGGCCUUCAGCAACGACGGCAGCACUCUGGCAAUUGCUGCCUCCUACAUGUACGAAAUGGAUGACAUUGAACACCCCGAAGAUGCUAUCUUCAUACGCCAAGUGACAGACGCUGAGACAAAGCCCAAGUGAGGCAGCUUCACCUGCCUUUCCUCCCCCUGCACCAAGAUUUUUUAUUAAUUUUCCUUUGCCUCAUGAAUAGCGUUAUUGAUGUUAAGGGGAGAUAACCAUGGCUGACUGUAGGGCUGGGGGAGAUUUUAUCACAUCUCCCAAGCUUUCAAUAUCCGUCAGUUGAUAGACGUCUGACAGAUAAAAUUAUGCUCAGUUGUUUUAUACAGAAGCGUGUCGACCUCCUCUGCAUUUCUUGCCCUUCAUUAUUUCACCUGGAGGACUCCUCUGACUGACUUGCCUUCUAAUGCAGUUAUGAGAUUGACUUUCUGUUGGUUACAGUAUUUAUGUUCCCUCCUAUUUUGUCAUUCUUAUCUUUUCUAAUGUUUUUAUUUCAUCUGUUUUUCUGUAUAUAAUACAUCACUUUCCCUUACAUUGAGGGUUUUGUCUGUAAAUAAGCCCAUCUGUUGCAUAAGCAAUAAAUAUAGAAACAUGUUAGGAACUGUUUUCUUUAUG
Molecule: messenger RNA, 1626 nt
Organism: Hyla sarda
Lineage: Eukaryota; Metazoa; Chordata; Amphibia; Anura; Hylidae
Gene: BUB3
Product: BUB3 mitotic checkpoint protein
Exons: 7
Coding region: 160-1134 (324 amino acids)
Biological process (GO): mitotic spindle assembly checkpoint signaling
Cellular component (GO): kinetochore; bub1-bub3 complex; mitotic checkpoint complex
Molecular function (GO): ubiquitin binding
Source: RefSeq, a predicted model, not a curated record